GCCCGACGGAGGACGGCUCUUCACCUGCGACAUGGUCUAUUGCCACAGCCGAGGUCAGACGAGCAAGGAAAGGAAUGUCUGCGUUGUCAAGCUGUUCGUGGCCAACCAGGAUACGUCGCUGUUAGUCGGCAUCGCCUUGCUCAACGGUGCAUCCGGAAUGGUUUUUUCUCACGAUGAGACCAUGGCGAUCGUACUAGACGGAGGCGCACACCUUUUCCGCAAGCACAACGUACUUUACACAGAGCCAGUAAUCACCAUGAUCAGCCUGACUGCGCUCACCGCAGGGUUGACUUUAGAAGAAAUAACCAGAAUACUCGAAGAGGACGAUCAAGAUGUGUCGGCUAUCUACAUUGAGCCACCGGAGGCUACCAUCUACUCAGACGAAGAUUCCGCUGAUGAAGAUUCUGGUGGCCUCAUAGACAACCUCAGUAGUAGGCAUCUUAGAGCAGGUGCUGAAACCGUCCUCGCAGACGGCCGUCGUAUUGGUGGAUGCGAUUCUGAUGAAGAUGAAGGAGAGGAUGAACAACAAGUAUAUCAAGGAAAGCAGAAAGACACCGCAACAAGCACGCAGUAUGAAAAGGUCGUCGGAAAAGCAGCAGCACCUCUCCUUGAAAUGGCGGAUGAACUUCCGGUCGAUGUUCGUCAUCUGCCAUUUCACUUUUAUUUCGACAAUCUCUUCACCAGCCUGCACCUACUCAGGCACCUGAAAGAAAAGAACUAUGAAGCCACGGGCACAGUGAGGCAAAACCGUGUGCCGAAGGAAUGCCCCAUCGCUCGGCCUGAUUUCAUCAAACGCAAGACCCGUGGGUACGAAGAGCACGCGCUUUCGGAUGACGGGAUAAUCAUCCUGCGCUGGAUGGAUAACUCUGUUGUAACAAUCGCAAGCACCGUGCACGGCGUAGAGCCCAUGUCAUCUGCAGACAGGUAUUCCCGUGCACAGAAGAAGAGGAUCAAG
Rhipicephalus sanguineus (brown dog tick) is the source of this 955-nucleotide messenger RNA. RefSeq lists its product as uncharacterized. The transcript is spliced from 3 exons. Gene Ontology annotation, molecular function: sequence-specific DNA binding. Lineage: Eukaryota; Metazoa; Arthropoda; Arachnida; Ixodida; Ixodidae. The annotation marks the transcript as partial. The record is from RefSeq and is a predicted model, not a curated record.